AUGGCGUGUUACGUCUCAGGAAUUGCUUUCAUCACCGGGGGCGGCUCUGGGAUUGGUAGGAGUACCGCUCUUGCUUUCGCGAAAGGCGGCAUCCAGGGGCUGGCUCUAGUGGAUGUCAAUCUCCAAUUGCUCGAACAUACUCGAGAUGAGAUCCGCAGUCAAUACCCCCUGAUUGAUGUGGAGAUCCUGGACGCAAACGUUGCCGAUGAAGCAUCCGUCGACGCAGCAGUGCGAAAGACGGUAGAACGCUUUGGUCAUAUUGAAAUUGGUGUCAACUGCGCCGGUAUCAGUGGGACGCCAACACCUACACAUGAGAUGCCCCUGCAAGAGUGGCAGAAGGUCAUCGGCAUCAACCAGACGGGCGUGUGGUUGUGUCAAAGGGCUCUGGUUCGGCAGAUGUUGACUCAAGAAUCGCAGGGUCUUCGUGCUGGUCGUGGGGUGAUUGUGAAUGUCUCAUCCAUGUUCGGUAUCGGUGGACCUCCCGGGCCCUUCAGUAUUCCGCAUUAUACAGCAGCGAAGCAUGCGGUGAUUGGCGUGACCAAAAUGGACGCCAAAGCAUACGCGCGCGAAGGGAUCCGAGUCAACGCAAUCUGUCCUGGGUUCGUCGACACCCCAAUUCUCAGCGCUCAGAUUCAGUCAGGGUCGAUGGAUUCCCAAUUUCAGAUGACGCCAGUCGGUCGCCCUGCCCAGGUCGAAGAAAUUUCGGAUGCGGUGCUUUUCCUUGCCUCUCCCAUGAGUAGCUACAUGUGCGGAGCCACGUUGGUGGUGGACGGAGGGUAUACUGUAUAG
Molecule: messenger RNA, 789 nt
Organism: Penicillium alfredii
Lineage: Eukaryota; Fungi; Ascomycota; Eurotiomycetes; Eurotiales; Aspergillaceae
Product: SDR family NAD(P)-dependent oxidoreductase
Exons: 6
Coding region: 1-789 (262 amino acids)
Source: RefSeq, a predicted model, not a curated record